Molecule: messenger RNA, 991 nt
Organism: Prorocentrum cordatum
Lineage: Eukaryota; Dinophyceae; Prorocentrales; Prorocentraceae
Source: the annotation of a GenBank genome assembly
GAUGGUCCGCGGCGCCACGAAGAGGGGGGCCAAGAAGGGGCGGGCGAACCCCGACAGGCUCCCCGCGCAGGAGGGCCCCGUGGCGCCGCUGAAGUCCAUCGAGCAGCCGGAGGAGGAACCCACGCCGGAGCCAAGCGACGACCUGGCCACCUCCCCAGCGGUGAUGUCCAGUCCGUUCAGCGGGAGGACAGAGUCCGAGAAGUGGGCGCUCAAGCACUGGAAGAAGUCGUGGGAGGGCCACCUGGAGGCCGCCUCGCCCCCUGCGGACAGCGACGGGGAGCAGAGCCCCCACUGGGGCGCGCGCCAGGAGAAGAGCCCCCGCAGGGACAGGGGCUGCCCGCCGUGGGGCGCGAGCCUGGGCGCCGGUCGCGCGCUCCUCGAGACGGAGCUCAGGGUGAGGGACGCGGCAGAGGCGAUCGAGAAGCCGACGGGGAAGCCCGGCAUGACCGACGGGGAAACCAGAGUCGUGCCCACAGCGGAGUGGCUGCCACGGUGGCUGGUCAGCAUCGGGAACAACAUCGUGUCCGCGCCCUGCUGCGCCUGUCAGUCCAGGGGACUCCAGUGCAUCGAUGCGAUACUGACUGAUCCUGUCCGCAGCCGUGCGCCGCGGGCGGCGGCCCUCCUGCGGGUGCCGCCGGCGCGCGCCGGCGAGGGCGAGGAUGUCAAGGACAUGCUCGCCGACUUCGACGCAGGGCGCCAGGCCGCGUUCGAGGCCGCCUGGGAGCGCGUUGUGCCGCGGGAGUUCGACAGCAGCCGCGAAGGCCGGUCCCUGGAGCUGCGCUUGCGGGCCCACUUCGCGCUCUGCCGAUCGCGACGGCGCCUGGACGCCGGGGCGGAGCCUCUCGAGGAGGAGCUGCAGCAGGACCUGGAGCCCUUCCGGGCCUUCCUGGGCGGGCGGGGCACCGACGAGGUCUGCGGCGACGAGGCGCUGAUGCCCCUGAUGGCGCUGCCGUUCGUGCGCCGCCCGCACGCGCAGGCCGACCUCCGGGAG